AUGAAGUUCUCCAUUGUACUGGUUGCCUUGACGGCUGGUGCCUCCAUUGCUCAUCCGGGUAUGAGCAAGGCAAUGGCUGAUAUUCAAGAGAUUCAAUCACGAAAUGGCCGCUCCGGACCCUCGACCGAGAUCAUCGGUGACCUGGUGGGCCUUGAUGACAGGCGGCUGACUGCCACCGGCCGAGAUAUCAAGAACAUCCUAAGCGGCCGCGGUAACCCCCAAAAUACCGUGGCUAGCUACUGGCUGGGUGCCCCUCGUCUUGGGGGUCUCUUCUGCCGCAUGGACCAGUGUUGUGUGUGGAAACACAUUGCCAACGAGAUGCGCGGCAUGAUGAUCGGAGAUGCAAGUCGGUGCAACAAUCUUGCACGUGCCUCCAUCCGUCUUGGCUUCCACGACGCCGCCACCUGGUCCAAGGACACCGGAGGCACCGGUGCCGACGGGUCGAUCGUCCUGACGGCCGAAUGUGCCCGCGUUCCCGAAAAUAACGGCCUUGCUGAGGUUUGCGCUCAAAUGAAGACGUGGCACGACAAGUACAAGGGCUACGGCGUCUCCAUGGCCGACCUCAUCCAGUUCGCCGCCAACGUAGCCACCGUGUCGUGCCCGCUCGGUCCGCGUAUCAAGACUUAUAUCGGCCGUAAAGACAACGCCGUUGAACCCCCACGCAACCUCCUUCCCAGCCCUUUCCACAGCGCAGACCGCCUGCUCCAGCUCUUCGCGGACAAGACCUUUACAGCGGAUGGCCUGAUUGCCCUCAUGGGCGCCCACUCCACGAGCCAGCAGCGAUUCGUCAACCGUACCCGCCCCGGUGAUCCCCAGGACUCUACGCCUGGCGUGUGGGAUGUCAAGUACUACGGCGAGACUAUUGAUGCCAACGCACCCCAGCGUGUUUUCAAGUUUCAAAGCGACGUCAACCUCGCCAACGACGCACGCACACGCGCUGCCUGGGAGUCGUUCAUCCCCGAGUCAUCCCAGGGCGCCUGGAACCAUGCUUACGCUGCCGAGUAUGUCCGCAUGUCGCUCCUCGGCGUGUACAACAUCAACAGUCUCACCGAUUGCACCAAGGCGCUGCCUCCGUUCCAGCGCAGCUACAGCUCGUCAGACGAGUCUGUCAUCGACCGCUUCAUGCACGGACUGAUUGGGAGCGUGCAAAAAGUCAAGGACCUUCUGCUGAAAGGAGACAAGGUUCCCAGUAAUAUCUAG
This is a messenger RNA of Verticillium alfalfae VaMs.102, 1200 nucleotides long. Its product is annotated as peroxidase manganese-dependent 1. The coding region runs from base 1 to 1200 and encodes 399 amino acids. NCBI's taxonomy places the organism in Eukaryota, Fungi, Ascomycota, Sordariomycetes, Glomerellales, Plectosphaerellaceae. Gene Ontology annotation, biological process: response to reactive oxygen species; cellular response to oxidative stress; hydrogen peroxide catabolic process. The record is from RefSeq and is a predicted model, not a curated record. Gene Ontology annotation, molecular function: peroxidase activity; heme binding. The transcript is spliced from 2 exons.